Messenger RNA from Cucurbita pepo subsp. pepo (vegetable marrow), 1381 nucleotides. RefSeq names its product serine/arginine repetitive matrix-like protein. The record is from RefSeq and is a predicted model, not a curated record. Lineage: Eukaryota; Viridiplantae; Streptophyta; Magnoliopsida; Cucurbitales; Cucurbitaceae.
CUCUCNGUUAUUAAUUCUGAUUUCUUUAUUGGAAUUUGUAGGGUCACUUUCCUGAACUCUGACCCAACUCACCACUCCAAACGAAUUAAAGAACCUUCAUCUCUCCCAACCUCUUCAUUUUCUUCUCUUAUGGAGAUUCCCUUUCUGAAUUCGCAAUCUCAGCCUCUCUCGCCGAUCGCCGGCGGAAGAAGGAGUGGCAGCUUUCCCACCUCGCCGGAGUUUGAGUUCUGGAUGGUCCGAAACCCCUCUUUUCCUCAGCCUAAUCUUCUCUCCGCUGACGAGCUUUUUGAAGACGGCGUUCUUCUUCCUCUUCACCUUGUAUCCAGUCAGUCUCUGUCUCUGUCUCUGUCGUCUGACCCUAACAAGAAAUCUGACCCGGAGCCUUCUCCUUCUGAACCUGACCCCUGUGACGGCCCCAAAUUGACGCCUAAUUCGGUGGAAUCGGGUUCUUCGUUAACGUCGUCGAAGCGAUGGAGCAUUUUCAAGAAGAGCGAGAAGAAGAAUGUCGCGGCGAAUCAGGAGGAUCGAGUGAAGGAGAAGAAGAAAGAGAAGAAGAGUGGUAAUGGUUCCACAUCGGCGGAGUUGAAUAUCAAUAUUUGGCCGUUCUCGCGUAGUAGAUCUGCUGGAAAUGCUUACACUAGACCUAAAAUGUUCGCCGGUACACAACCUGGAUCCCGGAAGGUUAACAGUGCGCCGUGCUCUCGCAGCAACUCCACUGGUGAAUCCAAAUCCAGGAAGUGGCCGAGUAGCCCGAGCCGCGCUGGCGUCCAUUUAGGCCGGAGUAGCCCAGUAUGGCAGGUCCGGCGCGGUGGAUCCGCUGCUAAAACCUCCGAAACUUUCUCUCGCAAUGCCGAAAAAGCCGCCCGGAAGGAGCCCACAGACAACAACCGAAGCAAGGCCACCGCCACCGCCGCCGCUUCUAGAGUUAGAGUUUUGAAUUUGAAUGUUCCCAUGUGUAUUGGGUACAGGAACCAUUUAAGCUGUAGAAGCGAUGAGGCCAGUGCAGUUGGAGUUAUUGGCAAUGAUGGCGGUGGAAGCAGCAGCAGCAGCGGCAGCCAUGUUUACGGCAACAAUGGAGACCUCAGCAGUGUCAGUAAUCCUGGAAAUUCAAACACCAAUCUCUUUAGCAUAAGAAGCCUUUUCACUAAAAAAGUGCAUUAAAAAUGAAUUUCCGGGUUUCACAUAUAUUAUUGUAUAGGAAUCUCCCCUCCCUGAUCUCAACUUUUGCAUCUCUAUGUAAUUAACCAAAACUAUUGGGCAUCUGAGUUCUGACUGUUCUUAAUCAAUCAUCUCUGUACACAGUUUUUCUGGCUGUUCCUAUAAUUUCAAUCCAUUUCUUCUGUUGGGCUGAAUGAAUAUGAUUCUGAAAACUUUUUGCCAA